CGUCAUGUUGCAUUUUUCAGAUUAGCAAAAUGCUCAUCAAUUUUGUUGAAAAACAUUAGCUUAGAAGUAGAUGCGAGGUAUCAUUACGAAUAAUCAGAGGAACACUUUGCAUGUCUCUAAUUUCCACUCGAGUUACAGUUUGCAAAAUUGAAUCAGCGACCUUUCAAAAUUUCGCGCUUAUCUAAUCACCAUUCUAGUUCGGUGCCCUGUGACGACAGGGAAGAAAGCGAGUCCUUGUUGGAGCGAAGGCGAACUUCGUCUCCUAACUCAAGGCAAGGGGUCAACCAAGCUCAAAGGUUACUGACCUCUUCCAACUAUAUCCAUACAACUAACGGGACUAAUAUUGGUGACCCAACCCGGCAACAGACUUUAGAUUUUGAGUUGUCCCAGAGGAGUCAAGACUUUUGGGGUCGUCAGGCAGUGAUGCAGCAGGGGUCAAUUCAGCACCAGCCGGGUUCUGCUGGAGGCCAUGAUGGGGGCAAUAGAGGACCACCUCCUGCUAUUAUGAGGACGUUUAUUCAGAGGGAUUUCAGCGAAGGAACAGCUGUGAAAUUUCAAGAGAAGUUGCCAGAAGAGUUGAAUGGAAAGAUUCCGGUGGAGAUGUUCACUCGAAUCAUGAAGGGUGUCAAUGACAUAUUUGCGGAUGCGGAGAGAUUGGGAGCGAGGACCUACUGCGAGGGCUGUCUCGGCUGCCUAACUGCAUACAUCAUAUUCCUGUGUCUAGAAUCCAAUUACGACAAGUGUUUGAAAAGACUUCACACCUACCUGGAGACUGUGAACAAUGGAACACUGCACCCAAUGGGACUGCACAUGGUCAACCCAAUGGAGAGAGGGUUGCGGGUCAUCGAAGUGCAAAUAUACCGAUGAUAAACAGCAACAACAAUAUCAGUAACAACAACUGUGCUCCCAUAUCGAUUGAAGAAAGAAAACAUAACUUAAGUUAAGAAGAAAACCAAAGUUCGCCCAAUAGUUUCCGAAAUGUGCUAAUUUCCCCAAUUUUGGAAACUUAUUUGCAAUUACUGAAGCUACAAGAUGAAUUUUAAAAACUUAAUGAACCUUGCUGAAUAUUGAACAAAAAGAAGUGCUCACCCUGCUUCGUGUAAAAAUAUAAGUUGGAUCGGUUAUCGGAAGCAGUUCAGAACUGUUGAUUAAAUGUAUGUUGUUCAUAUCUGUCAGAGUAAAGCAGAGAAAAGUUAUCUGAUUCUAAUCGUAUUGAUGCGCAAUUUAAUUCUUUUACUGAAAAUAUUAGAUUUAAUGAUUAUGUCUUUUAUAUUUUCACUCUUGAACUAUAAUUAAAUAUUUGCUUAUCUGUAG
Molecule: messenger RNA, 1314 nt
Organism: Symsagittifera roscoffensis
Lineage: Eukaryota; Metazoa; Xenacoelomorpha; Acoela; Convolutidae
Product: golgin subfamily A member 7-like
Exons: 3
Coding region: 424-867 (147 amino acids)
Biological process (GO): peptidyl-L-cysteine S-palmitoylation; protein targeting to membrane
Cellular component (GO): palmitoyltransferase complex
Source: RefSeq, a predicted model, not a curated record